AUGUCCAGGAUCGCAACCUACUAUGAGGGCAAGUCCAUCCUCAUCACUGGGGCCACUGGCUUCUUGGGCAAGGUGCUUCUGGAGAAGCUUCUGCGCACGAGUCCUAAACUUAAGGUCAUCUACAUUCUGAUGAGGCCCAAGGCUGGCCAGACACUGCAGCAGAGGGUGGACCAGAUGCUCAACUGUAAGCUGUUUGAUAAAGUCAGAGAAGCAUGUCCAAACAUGCAGAAGAAGAUCCGAGCCAUCUAUGCUGAUCUCAAGCAUCAGGAUCUGGGCAUUAGCGAGGAAGACUUGCAGGAACUGCUGAAGAGCACCAACCUCGUCUUCCACUGUGCUGCUACUGUGCGCUUCAAUGACUCCCUGAGAAAUUCUGUGCAGAUUAACAUCAUAGCCACACAGCAGCUCCUGCGCAUGGCUAGUCAAAUGACCAGUCUGGAGGCAUUUAUCUACAUCUCCACUGCCUAUUCCAACUGCAACCGAAAGCACAUAGAUGAGGUGGUGUAUCCCUGUCCCGUGGAGCCCCGGCAAAUCAUCGCUUCUAUGGAGUGGUUAGAUGAUGCCAUUAUUGAUAAAAUCACCCCCAAGCUGCUUGGAGAGUGGCCCAACAGCUACACCUAUACCAAGGCUCUAGCAGAGAUGGUGGUGCAGGCAGAGGGUCAGAACCUCAACAUGGCCAUUGUCAGGCCCUCCAUCGUGAGUGCCACUUGGCAGGAACCUUUCCCUGGUUGGGUAGAUAACCUGAAUGGACCCAAUGCAGUCAUAAUUGCGGCUGGUAAAGGGCUUCUCCGCUCCAUGAAGGUUUCUCCGAGGGGCAUGACAGAAUUUAUCCCAGUGGACAUCGUCAUCAACCUCAUUUUGUCUGUUGGCUGGUACACAGCGGUGCACAGACCAAAAUCAACACAGAUCUACCACUGUACAACAGGUGCCCUCAACCCCUAUAAGUUGACUGAUAUGGGUGUGCAGUUCAUGGCCACCUUAAAGAAAGUCCCCUUGGAGCGAGCUUUCAGAAUACCCAAUGUCAGCUUCAACACCAGCACCAGCACUUUUUUCAUAGAGUACUGGAAUGCUGUCAACCACUGGGGACCCGCAGCAAUUUACGACCUGUUCCUGCUGCUCACAGGCAGGAAGCCCCGAAUCCUGAAUAUCAUGAACCGCAUUCUGAAAACAAUUUCAAUGUUGGAGUACUUUUGGACCCACUGCUGGGAGUGGAGCAUGAAAAACACAGAGAUGCUGAUGGCAGAGUUGAGCCCUGAGGACCAACAAGUGUUUAAUUUUGAUGUGCGCCAGUUGGACUGGCUAGAAUACAUUGAAAAUUAUGUUAUUGGAGUGAAGCAAUACUUACUGAAAGAGGAUAUGUCUGGAAUCCCCAAAGCCAAGGAACACUUGAAAAAGCUCUGGAACAUGCAGUACCUCUUCAAAGCAGCCCUUGUCCUCCUCACCUGGUACCUUCUUAUCACACACUCUCAGGUAGUGCAAAACACUUGGUUCUUCUUUGUAAACUGCGGCGACAAGCUCCUCACUUACUUAUGGGAAUCCUCUCCAUUCAAGAUCUAA
Messenger RNA from Suncus etruscus (white-toothed pygmy shrew), 1554 nucleotides. Its product is annotated as fatty acyl-CoA reductase 2-like. The coding region runs from base 1 to 1554 and encodes 517 amino acids. The record is from RefSeq and is a predicted model, not a curated record. The transcript has 11 exons. Gene Ontology annotation, biological process: long-chain fatty-acyl-CoA metabolic process. NCBI's taxonomy places the organism in Eukaryota, Metazoa, Chordata, Mammalia, Eulipotyphla, Soricidae. Gene Ontology annotation, molecular function: alcohol-forming very long-chain fatty acyl-CoA reductase (NADP+) activity. Gene Ontology annotation, cellular component: peroxisome.